AUGUCCCAAAGUAUCCGAACCCACCAGACUCCCGAGAGGAGCAUAGAGCGCGAAACACCUAGAAAUCCGCCGGGACUGCCAUUGCCCGCAGACCGACUGUGGCAGCCCCAUGAAGAUGGGUACUGGAGAAAGCUACGGGAAGAAUGGGGGUCUACGCUUGACCUGAACAAAGUAGAAGAUGACCAGGAGCGAAUCGAUGGUGAAGAUAUGGACGAAGUUGACCUGGCCACGGCAAACGGAACCGUGUUCCGCAUUGUGCUGGCCGACGACGGGCGAAAUGCGCACUCGCAUGAUAUUCACCGAGUGGGAGCUACACCUGAUAUGGACUCCCGCGGGCUGAAUAUAGCAUCUCCGGGUGAUGUGCCGCACCCUGCUCGGCCUAUAAGUCGUCCACUCCCUCUGCUCACACACACCAAAACAAGUAAGAAAUCUCGCAAGUUUCAACCUCCCACGCUUAGUGUGAGCGUCACCACCACCACCCGUACCUAUAGCGGCGACGUCUUUCCGCCGCCGUAUACUCCCCGUCCAACGGGCACAGAGCGCAGCUUUGGCGUCGACGGAAAGCUCAAAGACGACGAGAUGGAGCCCAGAGCUCGAUGGCCCGUCGCCAAGUGGCUCUUCCUCCUCGGCUUCUUGUUCCCUCUGCUUUGGCUCUUUGGCUCUUUCCUCCUCUUUAGUGGUCUCCGCAAAAUGGCAGACUCGUCCCCGUCUUCGAUAGAAUCCCAAGUCUCUGACAGGAAACUCGAUACCCAGUCCCGCGAUACCACCACAUCAAGUAUCACUCAUCUCAUUGCACAAGAGGUCGUCUGGAGCAAGCGUUGUGCUUGGGCCAUCAGCCUCUUUGCCGUCUGCUCUUUUACCGCACUCGGCAUUCUCAAAGCAGUCGGCAUGUGA
Messenger RNA from Serendipita indica DSM 11827, 894 nucleotides. The record is from the annotation of a GenBank genome assembly. NCBI's taxonomy places the organism in Eukaryota, Fungi, Basidiomycota, Agaricomycetes, Sebacinales, Serendipitaceae.